This is a messenger RNA of Ctenocephalides felis (cat flea), 818 nucleotides long. Its product is annotated as ribosomal RNA processing protein 36 homolog. The transcript has 3 exons. The record is from RefSeq and is a predicted model, not a curated record. Bases 74 to 802 code for a protein of 242 amino acids. NCBI's taxonomy places the organism in Eukaryota, Metazoa, Arthropoda, Insecta, Siphonaptera, Pulicidae. Gene Ontology annotation, cellular component: nucleolus; 90S preribosome. Gene Ontology annotation, biological process: maturation of SSU-rRNA from tricistronic rRNA transcript (SSU-rRNA, 5.8S rRNA, LSU-rRNA).
GUCAAUUAUUUAUUUUAGUGCUUUCCUCUAACCUCAAUCUCGCAUGUAAUUCUGAGUAAAUAAAAUAUUUAAAAUGCUGAACAGUAGUAUCUCAAGUACAUUAAAGAAUAAGUUGGUUACUGACGAUUUGGAAGAUAUACAUGAUGAGGAAAGGCAAAAGAUUCGAGCGGAAUUAUCCAACAUGAGUUUCUUAGAAUUACAGAAGCUCAAGGAAGAAAUGGGCUCUAAAUUAUACAACAAAGCAGUUUUUGGUACAACAAAGAAAAUUAAAAAAACUAAGACAGACUUCAAAAGAGAAAAUAAAAAUCGACCACGUGAAAUGUCAGCAAAGAAACAAGUUCCUUUGUUACGAGAUUUGCCAAAUGUUAAAAAAAUUGAACACAGAGAUCCUAGAUUUGAUGAACGAGCCGGAGAAUUCAAUGAGAAAGCAUUCAAAAACAGUUACAGCUUUAUUGAGGAAAUUCGACAGAAAGAAUUAGAUCAGCUAAAAAAGGAUUAUAAGAAUACUCAUGACCCUGAUGAAGCUGAAAAGAUGAAAUUUUUGAUUACGAGAAUGGAAAAUCAAAUCCGUGAAAAAAAGAAAAUUGAAGAGAAGAAAGAAAAGGAAUUAAUGGAGAAAAUGGAACGAUUGGAACAAAUCAAAGAAGGAAAAACUCCUGUUUAUAGGAAAAAAUCUGAAAAGAGGAUAUUGGACCUUGUUGAUAAAUAUGAAAAGCUGAAGCAGUCAGGUGGACUGACUAAGAACAUCAUGAAACGAGAAAAGAAGAAAGCACAGAAGGACCGUAAAGCAGGAAAACAUUAAUUGAAUUGGUUUUAUA